GGCGUUGGGGGAAGAAAGGGAUCACAGUAGAUGUUAGGCUGCAUUUAAAGACGAUGCAAUCAGUAGUAUUUGUAGUUUAAAGAACGAAGGAAAAGAAUGCGAAAGCUUGGAGCAGGAUUUUUGCGCGUGGUUCUGUAUUCAUGCGCUGCUGAGAGCCACCGGAGCGAGAAAUCAGAUUCCUCUGAGCGAAUUGUGUUUACACGGGAGUCAUCCAGAGCCACGUUUUAGCAAGCAAGCCUGACUGGGGUAGUACAGUGCAGGACUGUUCGGGGAUCUGACUCCCUGCCUAUGCAAACAGUGGAGGAACAAGGUAGAAAAAAAAAAGGUUACAUAUCCUAGUCCCUGAAGGUGUCCGGUGGAGAUAUUUUGGAGAGAUUGGGAACAUGGAAGCGCAGCAGCUGAAACGAGCACAUGUUGUGCACGUAGGGUAACGCUUCAGUUGAUAAACUUUCAUGAUGUGUUGUGGUGUUGGAAGUGUUUCUAUCUAGCUACAACUGCGCCUUGCACUUGGAUGUAGGAAAUGGUACAUUGGCAUCUUUUUCUUUUUUUACAUUAGUUUUUUAAGUUCCCCAUCAGCUGUCAACGAGGUGAAAGUCAGCUGGGUCUGCGAUCAUGGAGAGUCAGGAUGAGAGGGAGAGCAGCCCUCCGAAGUCAGACCGGAGGUUCUCCCUGACUUACAUCGGAGGCUGCUCGCUCGACAGGCGGACCACCCUGCCCAUGAUGCCCUGGCUGGUGGCAGAGAUCCGGCGGAGGAGCGAGAGGGGUGACUGCGGCCCCGUGGUGCAGCCCAGGGAAGUCCAGUUGGUCCUCAACCCCCCCUUCGUCCGGUGCGUCCCCUCCAGCAGCAACAACUGCUCCGUGUUUAUAUUCGAGCACAAGGCGCAGCUCAUCUCUCGCUUCAUCCACAACAGCAAUGACCUCAAGUACUUUUCCUAUCUGCUGCGGGGACAGCCGGACAACCCCGAGUCCGAGAUGUCCUGUCACGUCUUCAAGGCCUGCGACCCAAAGCAGGUCCCUGAGGUGAUCAGCAGGAUUCGCCAAGUGUCCAAAUCCGCCCUAAAGGAAGAAGCCAAGCCCAAACAGGAGGCUGAGGAGGCCUUCUACAACUCCCAGAAGUAUGAAGUGCUUUACUGUGGCAAGGUGACAGUUCCGCACAAAAAGGCUCCGUCCACUCUUGUCGAUGACUGCAUUGAUAAGUUUCGUGAGCAUGAGGUUGAGCGAAAACGCAUUCGACUGCUCAACGGUCAGAGAGGGUUUAUUGAGAACGCCCCUGUGGAGUUCCUCAUUGGGGGAGACGGAGACCCAAUGUCCUCUGCUCUGAAUGAGAGUAAAGAAGGCCUGGAAGGGCCUGGAUUAGAGGACAUGACCGGAGGUGGAGGUUUGUCCAACAGUCCCAGUCAGAGCAGCCUGCGGGGGGCGUUCCCAGAGUGCAUCUUGGAGGACUCUGGAUUCGAGGAGCCUCAGGAGUUUCGUACACGCUGCAGCAGUUUGGCAGGGAAUCUGCAGAGGAAGCCAGGGGAAGGCGUCAUCAUGGGCCCCACGCGCCGCAGACACUCCAGCGCACCAAACCACGUCCAGCCGUCUGAUGCUGACAAGAACCGCACCAUGCUCUUCCAGGUCGGACGUUUUGAAAUAAACCUCAUAAGUCCAGACAGUAAAACUGUGGUGCUGGAGAAGAACUUCAAAGAUAUCUCAUCCUGCUGUCAGGGUAUCAAGCAGUCCGACCACUUUGGAUUCAUCUGCAGGGACCAAACAGAGUCUGGUCCCAAUCAGUAUGUGUGCUACAUUUUCCAGUGUGCCAGUGAGUCUCUGGUUGAAGAGGUGAUGCUCACCCUGAAGCAGGCUUUCUCAACAGCAGCGGCCUUACAGAGCAACAAGACCCCCGUCCAGCUCUGCGAGGCCUGCCCCAUGCAUGACCUGCACAAGCUCUGUGAGAGAAUUGAAGGUCUCUACCCGCCCAGAGCAAAGCUGGCCAUCCAAAAAUAUCUCUCUCGGCUGACUGACAAUGAGCAGGCUGAGAUUUUUGAGCGAGUUCAGAAAUUAAAGCCUGCAUCAGACCAGGAGGAGAAUGAGUUGGUUAUUCUCCAUCUGAGGCAGCUCUGUGAAUCCAAACAAAAGUCACACCUCCACAUCGGAGAGGCCCCUCAGAAUGCAGCUAACAGCCCAUCAGCAGGUGACGGCGCAGCCACCAGCAGUCGCUUCAAACUUGAUAUUCUCAAGAACAAAGCCCGCACGUCUCUCACCAGCUCCCUGGAGAACAUCUUUGCAAGGGGCGCCAGCCGGAUGAGAGGCCGUUUGGGAAGCAUGGGAAGCAUGAGCAGCUUUGAAAAGCCGGACGAGGAGUCUCCUGGUCACUCCCCUCCAGGUUCUCCUCCAGAAUUCCCAGAGGACGACCCGGAAGGCGGCCCGCAGUUCCGCCGACGAGCCCACACCUUCAGCCAUCCACCUGUGAAGAAACGCAUCUCCUUUGAGGGCCAGCCGACUAACCAGAACAAACCCCUGCGCAGACAACAGUCGGUUAACGCGGAGCUGUUGCAGAGCAGUCCCUCGGCUGUCUCGAGAACGCGCAGCGUUUCAGAGAGCGAGUCCACCUUCAGCCUCCCCUCCUCCUUCUCCGCCCCCACUUUCCUGAAAAGCAUUUACCAGGGCUCGCUGGGCUCCCUCAGCUCCCUGGCAGACAGUGGGAGCCUCAAGAGCAAUGGGGAAAGCAGGAACAGGACGCUCUCCGGCUGCAGCAGCGACUCAGUGAGUGGUGGUCUCCCUCCGACCCCACGCAGGGUCUCCUGGAGACAGAAGAUCUUCCUGAGGGUCGCUUCACCCAUGAACAAGCCGUCUGCCUCCAUGCAGGACACAGACCACUCAGAUGGCAGGGAGCUGUUGCCUCUCUCACCUUGCGUCUUGAAUUCAACCCUGGAUCCGUUGGGGCGCCUCCUGCCUUCAGUAGGCGCCCCCCUAACUGGGGAAAGGCCUAAGAAGACAAGCGCUGACUACCAGACCCUCUGGAAGACUGCCAUCCACCAACAGAUCCUCCUGCUGCGUAUGGAGAAGGAGAACCAGAGGCUGGAAGCGAGCAGAGAUGAGCUGCACAUCCGCAAGAUAAAGCUGGACUACCAGGAAGUGGGGCAGUUCUCUAAAGAUGUGCAGGCAUUGUGGGAGAGAAAACUGACCCCGGGCAGAACGACAGUCCCACAAGACAAGGAGGAGAUGUAUCGUGUUCUCUGCCAAGGUGUUCCGAAGAGCAGGCGUGGGGAUGUCUGGUUGCUCCUUUCCCAUCAGCAUCGGCUGCGUCACAGACUCCCCCAGCGCCAGCAGGCCCCCGACACCCUCUACCAUGACCUGCUGAAACAGCUCACCGCUCAGCAGCACGCAAUUCUGGUGGACUUAGGCCGGACCUUCCCCACCCACCAGUACUUCUCCGCCCAGCUGGGUGCAGGCCAGCUUUCCCUCUACAACCUCCUGAAAGCCUACUCUCUGCUGGAUACAGAGGUUGGUUACUGCCAGGGUAUCAGCUUUGUAGCCGGGGUGUUGCUGCUGCACAUGAGUGAAGAGCAGGCCUUUGACAUGUUGAAGUUCCUCAUGUAUGACCUGGGCAUCAGGCAGCAGUACAGACCGGACAUGGUCUCUCUACAGAUUCAGAUGUACCAGCUCUCCAGACUGUUACACGACUACCAUCGGGAGCUGUACAAUCACUUUGAGGAGCACGAGAUCUGCCCCAGCCUCUACGCGGCACCGUGGUUCCUCACUCUGUUCGCCUCACAGUUUCCCCUCAACUUCGUGUCCCGCAUCUUUGAUUUUGUAUUCAUCCAAGGCACCGGCGUGAUCUUCAAAGUGGCCCUCUGCCUGCUGAGCAACCAUGAGAGGGAGAUAGUGGAGUGUGACAGCUUUGAGAGCAUUGUGGACUUUCUGAAAACUACAAUUCCCACCCUCACUCCCACACAGAUGGAGCAGACCAUCGCAAAGGUUAUGGAGAUGGACAUCUCUAAGCAGCUGCAUGCGUAUGAGGUGGAGUACCACGUCCUGCAGGAUGAGAUGUUGGAUCCGGGGCCGCUGCUCGAUGACUCAGACCGCCUCGACAGAGUAGAAAAGACGAAUGCACAGUUAAAGAAACAGAACAUGGACCUGCUGGAAAAACUUCAGGCUGCGCGGCAGAAGAUCCAGACGCUGGAGACGAACGUGGAGAACUUCCUUUCUCGAGAGAGCAAAAUGAAGCACAUGAUCCGCACUCUGGAGCAGGAGAGGGCAACGUACCAGAAGACCAUCGAACGCAUGCGCUCAAGCCUUCCCCAUGACACCCUGACAGAUGUGGAGAUGACCCAGAUCAAAACAGGACCCAACGGGAAAGCCAAAACCGCCGCCAAGAAGCCCUGAUGGCAACCGGGAUGGCUGGCUGGCUGCUCAGGCACAGACUGAAGUGAACAAAUGGAGACUGCUGAGCCCACACAGCUAUUGUUCUUCUCCUGCACAAGUGUAGCAGUGUUCUGUAAACGCCUGAUGUCUGGCCUUGAGAUUGUACGGGAGAUAUCUACACGAUGUUUGUCAGUAUAUAAUAGAGUUGUGGGAGGAUAUUUUCAGUUAUAUUAGCAAACAGACUGUUCCAUGAGUGCAUCAAAGCUGCUGCUGUGCCUCAUCUGUUUCACUGCCAGUUUAAAGGUGAGAUCAGGAUGCACAGCUAUCCUCCUUAUUCAGAUCGUUUUGACAGUCACAGGGGAUUUUUUUCUAGAUGACACAAAAAAAAGAUAUGUCUGCCUCUACAAAUCUUUUUGCCUUGAAGUAUUUACUACCACAAAGGCAGUGAAAAGAAGGUGCCUGCUGGCAAACAAUCCUCCGGGCUUCAGGUUAAAUUUAAAGCCAUUAUGACAGUGUGUAUGAUGCUGGAGUUCACCCCUUUGUUUCACUUGUUUUUGAACUCAUUUCAGGCAUGGAAACUAUGCCUCUUGAGUAAUCACACUGCUUCGUCAUUUCCUUUUUUUUUUUUUGGUCUUGAUUUUUUUUUUUGUGAAUGUAACUUCCCUCCAAAGAUCACAGUGAUCACAUUCUGUUUUUUUUUUUCAAAACAGAGACAUCUCAGUGCACACCUGCUGGUUUUACAUGUCUGCAGACAAACAUAUUAUCUCAUUGCUCAUCUUGUAGCACAGCACCACUGCCUUCACAUGAAAGCUCUUUCAUACUUGCUGGGGUUUUUUUUUUUUUGAAAGGAGGAAGUGUUUCUUCCAAAGCUCAGGCAGGAUGUGAGGUCGUCUGCCUUCUCAGUUUCCUGUGUGACUGACCGCAGCGUCGACUCUCUGUAGCACCACACUCAGAAGUUCACACCCCGUGGGAGGCACUGAAAUGAAAAAAAAAAAAAGGUGUAGGACUGAUAUGAAUGUACAUCACAUGCUUUUCGUCUGAAACCUUUCUUACAUUUUAGUUUUUUUUGUCAUCAGAAGGAUAACAAAGCAAGCAACAUCCUCCUUUGUUGUAGUUCUCGGAAGGUGCAACUACAAGCAGGUCAAGAUUUUAGGACUCACAUCUGCAGUUUCUUUGCUGUCUGUCCUAAUUUUAUGUCUUGCAGUGAAGUCUUGGUGAUCAGUUGAGCAUAGACUUUCCCUUUGAGUGGAAUAAGCCUCUUCUGAAACUUAAGAAUAUACAGUAUCUGUACAUGCAAGCUGUGCAGAGACCUGUCUGGCUGUAUGGACAGGCAGUUCAAAUGAGUGUAAAGUGUGUCCCUGGGUCUCUCUUUAGUUCGGUUUUGUCCCACCUCCGUGUCUGACUCAUCGUCACCGGUUCUGAUAAAAAAAAAAAACAGCCUUGGUCUUGGUCUGCUAUUAUUAAACAGCCCUACAUUAAAACCAAGGUGAUGUCUAAACAUCACCUGUCAGUCUUCCUGUCCUUGGUGACAAAUUGUGGUUAAUACAUUUGUGUCUGUUGAAAGUUUUUUCUUUUUUUAUCUCUCAUAGUGAAGUCCAAGCAGACAUUGGUAUACAAUACAAAUAUGUUGUGUUAAGCAAUCCUGUGUUUGCAUAUACAGAGAGCACUUUCCUACUUUGCUAAGCUACAAGGAUCUAGUGUUUCACAUAAAGUUUAAAAGGUUGAUUUAAAAAAAAAAAAAGACGUUCAGUGUCAUGGUGAAAUGUUCUUGUGGGAACUGAGGUUGUGUCUAACAAGUAACAGAGGACUAUUCACCUCCAAACAGCAGGGAUACUUUCAACUGUGCAGAAGUGAAACAUAUCAAACAUAUUAUUGUGGUAUAUGUCGAAGGUUCUUAGGGUACAGUCCUACAUCUCUUGGCCUGUAUUUUUCAUAUUUAGUGUUUGCGCUUCUAUAAACUGGGGAUUGAACCAAAGAUGUGGUUGAUUUUUAAAGAAAAGAAUGAAUGACGAUUCAUUUCAUCCAAAAAAUGCUGUACUGUAAAUGAACUGUUUUUAAUGUGAUGACCGUUUUGUCACUUUAUGAGUUUUCAACAUGCGUUUAACUUCGUUCUUCGGAGUAAGAGGUUAAAAAGAUACCAAAUAGGGAAGCAAAAAAAAAAGAAUAUUGGCUGACAUUUUUACUCUUUUCUUACUCCUCUGUGCCAAAAGGUAAUAAUGAACUUUAUUCCCUUUUAUUUGGAGAUAUGAGACCCUCUUAAGUAUCAUCGUGGUGGUCAGCGAAGGAUCUUUUAACGUACAUCAGUUGAUCAAAGUCCUGACUGCUAAAAUGUGCUUUUAUCACUGUGUUUAAUACUGUACUUUCAGAAAAAAGACUCUUAAUAAAAGCUGGAUUUUUUUUCUGUCAACAUGAGGGCUACACAAAAAAGAAAAUAAACUUAAAUAAAAUUCACUUUGCCUUGUU
Labrus bergylta (ballan wrasse) is the source of this 6810-nucleotide messenger RNA. It is a transcript of the gene tbc1d4, whose product is annotated as TBC1 domain family, member 4. Lineage: Eukaryota; Metazoa; Chordata; Actinopteri; Labriformes; Labridae. The record is from RefSeq and is a predicted model, not a curated record.